UAUUCAGCCAUUUUCACCCGCUCCCUCCACCUGUCUGCUUCAUGCGUCACUUCCGGUGAUACUUCCGGGGCUGGCUUGGAGGCGAGGAUGCCUGGGAAUUGAAGUCCAGCGGAUAGGGGGCGGUGCCUGUGCGGAGAGGCUGUGCCGGACCUCCCUUCCUAGCAAGGCUCGAGGUGGGAGAGGCUGAGCCGGGGAGCGAGGUAGAGAGGAGAGGUCUCUGAGAGAAUUGGGUGCAGGUGAAGGAGAGGGCACCGAAGCUGUCAGGCGCAAGCGUGCGGAGGAUGGACUACAAGCCCCAGAAGCCCUGGCGGCACUAGGCGCAAGCGCAUUGAGAAAGGAGGAAGGAGAAGCGGCGGCCCUUCCCCCGGACCCAGGAUGAACCUGGAGCGGGUGUCCAACGAGGAGAAGCUGAACCUCUGCCGGAAAUACUACCUGGGUGGAUUUGCACUUCUGCCCUUUCUCUGGCUGGUCAACGUUCUGUGGUUCUUUCGAGAGGCCUUCCUGGCCCCAGCCUAUGAGGAGCAGGGACAAAUCAAGGGCUACGUCUGGCGUUCAGCCCUGGGGCUAGUCUUUUGGCUCGUGGCGCUGACCUCCUGGAUCACCAUCUUCCAGAUCAACCGAGCCCGUUGGGGAGCCCUGGGCGACUAUCUCUCCUUCACCAUCCCUCUGGGGAUACCCUGAUCAGCCCUCCCCCGCUGCCAGCUCAUGGCCGGGUCCCCUUCUCACCCUGCCUUACCUCCAGCACUGGGCCAGUAUGGCUUCCAAAGAUGAAGAUCUAACAUCCUUCAUGUCCCCACAGCCUUUUGUUUGUCCAGGCUGGCUCCCCAGAACAUCUCUCUCUAAUUUCCCAUUUCUCCCUCUAGCCUCCACUGAGGCUCCCAAAUAAUAAAAAAAAAGGAUAUUUCAUGAGUA
Messenger RNA from Trichosurus vulpecula (common brushtail), 912 nucleotides. It is a transcript of the gene PSENEN, whose product is annotated as presenilin enhancer, gamma-secretase subunit. Lineage: Eukaryota; Metazoa; Chordata; Mammalia; Diprotodontia; Phalangeridae. The coding region runs from base 376 to 681 and encodes 101 amino acids. Gene Ontology annotation, cellular component: gamma-secretase complex. Gene Ontology annotation, biological process: Notch receptor processing. The transcript is spliced from 4 exons. The record is from RefSeq and is a predicted model, not a curated record.